Messenger RNA from Dunckerocampus dactyliophorus (ringed pipefish), 2536 nucleotides. It is a transcript of the gene sppl2b, whose product is annotated as signal peptide peptidase-like 2. Gene Ontology annotation, cellular component: lysosomal membrane; lumenal side of endoplasmic reticulum membrane; cytoplasmic side of endoplasmic reticulum membrane. The coding region runs from base 212 to 1861 and encodes 549 amino acids. The transcript has 15 exons. The record is from RefSeq and is a predicted model, not a curated record. Gene Ontology annotation, biological process: membrane protein proteolysis. Lineage: Eukaryota; Metazoa; Chordata; Actinopteri; Syngnathiformes; Syngnathidae. Gene Ontology annotation, molecular function: aspartic endopeptidase activity, intramembrane cleaving.
UUCUGCACAUGCGUACAAUCCAGUUGAACCGAUUGCGUUCUGGGUACAUAUUGCGCAGUGACAAGUAGAAAUUAAAGUUUUUAAUACGUGCCAAGAAACACUUCCGGGUGGCGUCAUGAAUGGGCGUCUCUUUAGGGCAGCUGGUGUUUGUGUGUUCGCUUGAGCUGCGAGGUUUUGGUGGUUGCGGGGAAACAAGGAGGCCGGCUUCAAGAUGACGGUCCCCGGCUUCGCAGCUUUGAUCUGGGCCGUUCUGGUCAUCCACAAGGUGUCCGCAGAGUACGGCAUGGCCCACUUCAGUGACACGGGCGAAAGGAAAGGGAAGGACUACUGCAUCUUCUUCAACUCACAGUGGGCACGUCUACCCCAGCACCUCAACAAGGCGUCACGUCUCCAGAUCUACGACCUGACCAUGUCGGUCCUGUGCUCGUCGUCCGACGUCCCGCAAGGGGGCUUCCCCAACGGCAUCCCCAUGGUGAUGAGGGGGAACUGCACGUUCUACGAGAAGGUCCGGCUGGCUCAGAUGAACGGCGCCAAGGGCAUCCUCAUCGUCAGCAAGGACAGACUGACGCCACCGGCAGGGAACAAGACGCAGUAUGAGGAGAUUGACAUCCCUGUGGCGCUGCUCAGCUACUCCGACAUGCUGGAUAUAAGCAAGACGUUCGGCAAAGAAAGACUGGUGGCGAUGUACGCUCCCAACGAGCCGGUGCUGGACUACAACAUGGUGAUCAUCUUCCUGAUGGCGGUGGGGACCGUCGCCGUUGGAGGACACUGGGCGGGCAGCAAGGACAGGAAGAAGCGCUACAUGAAGCACAAGAGAGACGACGGGGCGGACAAGCAGGACGAGGAGACUGUGGACGUCACUCCCAUCAUGAUCUGCGUGUUUGUGGUGAUGUGCUGUAGCAUGCUGGUGCUGCUCUACUUCUUCUACGACAGCCUGGCUAUUUGGGUCAUAGCCAUCUUCUGCGUAGCGUCCUCCGUGGGCCUCUACAGCUGCUUGUGGCCUUUUGUGCGCAGACUUCCUUUCUGCAAGUGCAGGAUUCCGGAGAACAACCUUCCCUACUUGCACAAGAGGCCGCAGGUGUGCACGCUGCUGCUGUUGGCCUUCUGCAUCAGUGUCAGCAUCACCUGGAUGGUGUUCCGCAACGAGGACCAGUGGGCGUGGGUGCUGCAGGACACCCUGGGCAUCGCCUUCUGUCUCUACAUGCUCAAAACUGUCAGGCUGCCCACUUUUAAGGCUUGCACUUUACUGCUGGCGGUCCUUUUUGUCUACGAUGUUUUUUUUGUAUUUAUUACACCCUUCUUCACUAAGAGUGGCGAGAGCAUCAUGGUGGAGGUGGCGGCCGGCCCCUCCGACUCGGCCACGCAUGAAAAGCUUCCGAUGGUGCUCAAAGUUCCACGCUUGAACUCAUCUCCCCUCGCCCUGUGCGAUCGUCCCUUCUCCCUCCUUGGCUUCGGUGACAUCCUGGUGCCAGGCCUGCUGGUGGCGUACUGUAACCGCUUUGACAUUUUGACGCAAUCCUCCAGGAUCUACUUUGUGGCCUGCACUAUUGCAUAUGGCGUGGGCCUGCUGAUCACCUUUGUGGCGCUGGCCGUAAUGCAGAUGGGCCAGCCGGCCUUGCUCUACCUGGUGCCUUGCACUCUGCUCACCAGCCUGGCAGUGGCACUGUGGCGCAGGGAGCUGCCUCAGUUCUGGACAGGAAGUGGAUUUGUGCCUCCCAUAGCGCUUGCCCCCAUCGAGUGUACUCAAGCAGCGGGGCCGCAGCCCGAUGGCCCCUCCUCCCUUAAAGCGGAGAACGGAGACCCGCCUGCCAGUCUUCCUCAGGAGACGCCCCUUGUCAAAAAAGAGGACAAGCUGAACUAAGAGGACUUCCAGUGCUGUGGUUUUUUGGUCACCUCGAGGCUUCAUUAUUCUAAUUAUUGUUUCUUUUCAACAUGGUGUUGCAGUAUGAGGACAUUACAAGGGAAACGCAUCUUUUUCAAGUCUUUACCUCAUGUUUAAAGGGAAGACUGGACGUGGUCUGACUCCUCCCAUAUCCCGCCACACCAAAGGCUCGGCAACGCCAGCAUUACGCUGCGUUUGUGCAACAAGCUGAUAGGAUGAUUUGACAUGCGGUGCUAUUGCGACUGAACCUCCAUGUUUUCAUUUAUGCUGUAUUUGCUUUUGCAUGCUAUCGUUUUGGAUUCUAGUAAAGUAUAAUCUGUAGUGUAGAUGUUGCAUCAUCCUAAAAGUCACGGGCACGGCCCUGCGGAUGAGGAGCGGUUCAUAUACUAGUGUUUUGAGCUGAGAGCGGGCAGGGUGUGUCACCUUGAGUGGAACAAUUUGCACAACAGCUCGUGGGUGCGCGUGUUGAAAAUGCGCUAAUAAUGUCUUUUAGUCCUCAAUCUGGGAGUCAGCGUUCACGUUUAUUUACUUGAAACACAUGAGGGUCGGAUGAUUGUUGUCACAUUUGUUGAGCUUUUAAGUGCCUCCAUUGAGGAGGACGACAUAAUAAAAGACUUUUGCUGUAUUUCUUUGACUUGGGUUGAGUGCAUUCUU